AUGCAAACACGUUCAAUAUUAGAUACAAGUUUAAAUAAUUUAUUUACAAAUAUUGAACGGUUAGGUACACGUGAUUUAUUAUUCUAUGAACAACUUUCAUAUGAUACUAUAUUAACAUCAAUUCAAAUUGGUCAAUAUCCUAAAAAUGAUAUAUGGCAUUCAUAUGAAAUACGUGCACGUAUUUAUACAUUAUUACAACUACCAAAUGAAAAUACAAAUUCCUUAAAUAAUGAACAUGUUAAUGAAGAACAAGAAAUGAUUGAUAGUUCAUCAGAUAAUAUUCUUAUUGCACUUAUUGCAGAAUUAUAUGAACGUCCUUUAUCAUUAUUACUUUCACACAUCAGUUUAUCGGAUCGUUUAAUGAAUAAGAUGGUUUUAGAAUUUGUUGCAUCAACACAAAAAUUAUAUCCUCAAAUACUUGCAUAUACAGUUUUUGCUUUUUUUUGUGCUUUAAUUAAUACAUGUUAUUCAGCUGCAGUUAAUGGAUGGACUUUAUUAUCAAUGACAAAUAUUACACAAAGAAAAUUAAUAGGUAUGGCUAUAUAG
This is a messenger RNA of Rotaria sp. Silwood1, 546 nucleotides long. Lineage: Eukaryota; Metazoa; Rotifera; Eurotatoria; Philodinida; Philodinidae. The record is from the annotation of a GenBank genome assembly.